Hibiscus syriacus is the source of this 1845-nucleotide messenger RNA. RefSeq names its product CDPK-related kinase 4-like. The transcript has 11 exons. The coding region runs from base 68 to 1795 and encodes 575 amino acids. Gene Ontology annotation, biological process: protein autophosphorylation; intracellular signal transduction; peptidyl-serine phosphorylation. NCBI's taxonomy places the organism in Eukaryota, Viridiplantae, Streptophyta, Magnoliopsida, Malvales, Malvaceae. Gene Ontology annotation, cellular component: nucleus; cytoplasm. The record is from RefSeq and is a predicted model, not a curated record. Gene Ontology annotation, molecular function: calcium/calmodulin-dependent protein kinase activity; calmodulin binding; calcium-dependent protein serine/threonine kinase activity.
AGUUCGCAAACGUCCGAUGAUUUAAACCACAACGAAGGGUCUGUGAGAACUCCCUGCAUUCAGAGUCAUGGGCCAUUGCUGCAGCAAAAACGUCUCCGCAGCUGACAAUGAAACCACCUCCACCGCUAAACAAUCCCAACCGCCACCUAUUCCGGCUCCGUCCACCCCAUCCGUCGAGACCUUUUCUUACUCCGUUAGUCCAUUUUCCAGUCCACUUCCUGCCGGAGUCGCGCCGUCUCCAUCCCCGGCUAGAACGCCGGGGAGGAAGUUCAGGUGGCCGUUGCCGCCUCCUUCUCCUGCGAAGCCGAUCAUGACCGCCUUAAUGAGACGAAAAGGGCCCAACAAAGCGGCGCCGGUGGAAGGGACAAUCCCCGAGGACGGGGAAAGAGCGGUGCUAGAUAAGAAUUUCGGGUACGGAAAGAACUUGGGGGCUAAAUUUGAGCUCGGGAAGGAGGUGGGACGAGGGCAUUUCGGUCACACUUGCUUGGCCAAGGGAAAGAAAGGAGAGCUAAAGGGACAGUCGGUGGCCGUUAAGAUCAUUUCUAAAGCUAAGAUGACCACAGCAAUAUCAGUUGAAGAUGUUCGGCGGGAGGUCAAAAUACUGAAAGCCUUAUCCGGUCAUAAGCACAUGAUCAAAUUCCAUGAUGUUUUUGAGGAUACUAAUAAUGUCUAUAUCGUCAUGGAAUUAUGUGAAGGUGGAGAACUACUUGACAGAAUUUUGUCUAGAGGUGGUAGAUACACUGAAGGAGAUGCUAAAAACAUAAUUGUGCAAAUUUUAAGCGUAGUUGCCUUUUGCCACCUUCAAGGGGUUGUGCACCGUGAUCUGAAACCAGAGAAUUUUCUUUUUACCACAAGAGACGAGGAUGCCCCAAUGAAAAUUAUUGAUUUUGGCUUAUCUGACUUUACUAGGUCAGAUUACCGUCUCAAUGAUAUUGUUGGCAGUGCAUACUAUGUUGCACCAGAAGUACUACAUAGAUCUUACAGUGUUGAAGCUGAUAUGUGGAGUAUUGGUGUCAUAACUUAUAUAUUGUUGUGUGGAAGCCGACCUUUCUGGGCUAGAACUGAAUCAGGAAUUUUUCGUUCUGUGCUCAGAGCUGAUCCUAACUAUGAUGAUUCACCUUGGCCUUCUGUAUCAUCAGAAGCCAAAGAUUUUGUGAAAAGGCUUCUGAACAAAGAUCACAGGAAAAGAAUGACUGCUUCUCAAGCUUUAGCUCAUCCAUGGUUACAAGAUGAAAAUUGUGCCGUGCCUUUGGAUAUUUUGAUCUACAAGUUAGUCAAGUCAUAUAUUCGUGCCACCCCUUUCAAACGAGCAGCACAAAAGGCACUUUCGAAAGCUUUACCAGAUGAUGCACUUGUGUAUCUUAUGACGCAAUUUAGGCUUUUAGAACCGAAGGAUGGAUGCGUGUCCCUCAGUAAUUUUAAAGCUGCUCUAAUGAGGAAUAAAACUGAUGCCAUGCAGGAAUCAAUAAUUUUUGACAUUAUAAAUGUGAUGGAACCACUGUAUUACAAAGCGAUGGACUUCGAGGAGUUCUGUGCCGCCGCAAUCAGUGCACACCAGCUCGAAGCACUUGAAGAAUGGGAGAGUAUUGCAAGCAAAGCCUUUGAGUAUUUUGAACAAGAAGGAAACAAGGUCAUUUCAGUGGAGGAAUUGGCACUGGAACUAAAUCUGGGACCAUCAGCUCACUCUUUGCUUAGAGAUUGGAUAAGAUAUUCAGAUGGAAAACUGAGCUUCCUUGGGUAUAUGAAAUUUUUACAUGGAGUGACAAUUCGAGGUUCUAAUACAAGACGACGGUAGCAUUUUAAGACUGAACAUAAGAUUUUUUUAAAUCAAAUUUUAACCAAAAA